Messenger RNA from Pseudomyrmex gracilis, 3290 nucleotides. Its product is annotated as coronin-2B-like. Gene Ontology annotation, biological process: actin filament organization. The transcript has 10 exons. Gene Ontology annotation, molecular function: actin filament binding. Bases 768 to 2390 code for a protein of 540 amino acids. The record is from RefSeq and is a predicted model, not a curated record. NCBI's taxonomy places the organism in Eukaryota, Metazoa, Arthropoda, Insecta, Hymenoptera, Formicidae.
ACGUUUGCUCUCGAUUGCUCUUUAACUGUCGUAUAUAUGUAGUUGUUGAUUCUGUGCAUGCAGUCGAUUUCGUAAUCUCUUAUCGUUAUUCAAUCGUUAUAAAGGUUGCUUAUGCAAAACAAAGAAAUAUCAUUUAUUUGCACAUCGCGUUUGAAUUGCGUCAAUGACUAAGAGUCUGCAGCAUACGAUUUUUCUUCAUGCCAAAUCGCAUACGAGCACUACGAUUUUGUAGUGAUUCUGUAAUUUCCAAAUCGCGAUUGAUCGAUUUUGCCGAUAGAAUCUAUCACAAAAAAGUAUCGUGUAUCAUAAGCUCUUAAACAUUAGCUUCACAAAUAUUCGUGUACUUAUUAAAAAAUGAUCUACCUGUUUUAUUUUGUGUGUUUAAUCUGAAAAAAAUGGUGUAACUUUUAAAAAAUUAUCGUACAAUAUUUUCUAAACUUCAAAUUAUCAGCCGUAAAAACGUUGACAAAUAGGACUCGUAUAAGCACGCAGUAAGAGAGAACGACUCGUGUAGAUAUUUGCAAUAUUAUUUACGUUCCUCUACGUCUUUAUUUUUUCUUUCUCUCUCCUCCUUCCUUAUUUCUCUCUCACUCGUCUCACCUUCCCUUCCUUCUUUCUGUUUCAUCAACUACCUGCACAUGCAUGAGCCCAGGCUUGUUGUCGAUUACCGCGUCUCCGUUGUGCACUAGCGACAAUCAUCUCACCGCACGUGUACUCAACGAGCACCGACUGUCUCGGAUACCAGAUUCUGAAUAACGUGACCAGACAUGACCAAUGAUAAACAGUCAUGGUUUCGCGGCGUUCGAAGCAGCAAAUUCCGGCAUGUCUAUGGUGUGCCAGCUAAGAGAGAGAAAUGUUAUGACAACAUCAAAAUCACGAAGAACGCCCAUGAUUCACAAUUCUGCGCUGUUAAUCCAAAAUUUUUGGCCGUCGUAACAGAGGUCGCAGGUGGUGGAGCGUUCUUAGUAUUAUCAUUGGAUCGUACCGGGCGUCUCGACUUUAAUGCUAGUCGUGUAACUGGACAUACCGGUCCCGUUUUGGAUAUCAAAUGGAAUCCAUUCAAUGACAACAUUAUCGCAUCCUGUUCCGAUGACUGCACCAUAAAAUUGUGGCAUAUACCUGAUGGCGGAUUGUCGAGAAAUUUGACCGAGUGGUUGGUGGAAUUGCAAGGACACAAACGACGUGUCGCUUAUAUCGAAUGGCAUCCAGUAGCAGAAAAUAUACUUUUUAGUGCCGGUUUCGAUCAUCUUGUUAUUGUAUGGGAUGUAAACAGAUGCGAAACAGUGAGUGUUAUCGAUAGGCAUCCCGAUGUAAUUUAUGGUAUAUCUCUGAAUCGCGAUGGCAGCUUGUUAGCAACUACUUGCAAGGACAAGAAAUUGCGGGUUUUCGAACCGAGGUCUGGUAUAAUUGUUUCGGAAGGAGUAUGUCACGCUGGCACGAAAGCGAGUAAGGUAGUAUUUCUUGGCAGUUCGGGGCGUCUAUUAACUACUGGAUUUAGUAGACAUUCAGAUCGGCAAUAUGCUAUAUGGAGUCAACAUGACUUGACCGUUCCUCUGACAUGCGAAACGAUCGACUCAUCAAGUGGAAUUGUCUUUCCAUUUUACGAUAACGAUACCAAUAUGGUAUUUUUAGCUGGAAAGGGUGAUGGAAAUAUUCGUUAUUACGAAGUAGUUAACGAAGCACCUUGGAUGCAUUAUCUCAGUCAAUUUAUAUCUGGCAAUCCUCAAAGAGGGUUAGGAGUGAUGCCGAAAAGAGGCAUUAACACAGCUAUAUGUGAGAUAUUCAGGUUUUAUAAGCUACACGCGACUCGCGGAAUGUGCGAGCCGAUCUCAAUGAUAGUACCUAGGAAGAGUGAUCAAUUUCAAGAGGAUCUAUAUCCUGAUACAAUUGGAACGUCUCCUGCACUGUCAGCUAGGGAUUGGAUUAGCGGCAUGAAUAGUCCGCCAGUCUUAAUCUCUCUUAAAACAGGUGGAAGCAUUUCUACACAUAAACCACGAAUGUAUAAGCCGCCACAAUUGCCUGCAUCUACAGACUUGAAUAACAAAAAGAAAUUCGCGUUUCUUUCUACGGAAACUAUACCGGAUUAUAGACCGGUAGAAUUGCACGAUAUGUCGGAAAAAAGUCAAAAGACCUGCAGUAAUCAAAGCACAAAGUUUCAGCAACUUCAGCAGAAAUUUGCAAACGUCGGUAUGCAGAAAAAUAUUAUGUCAUCUACACUGAAUGACAACAAAGUUAUGGAGACUGUGGAUGUUCCAAAUAACGAAGCAGAACUUCGAUUAGCAUUCGCCCGUCAAACCGAUGAAUUAAGGCUGGUUCGACGACAACUUGCUAACAGUCAAUUGCGCGUUAAGGAAUUAGAGGACCAAAUACGAAAAUUGCAGCGCCAAUAAAACUUAAGAUAACACUUAUUUGCAAGUUAUUCGCUUCAUUAUUGGUUAGAUAAAAUUUUCGCAGCUUUCGAUAUAAUCAAAUAAUCGACAGUCAAGUCUAUUAAGCUUUCGAAGAGUUUACGCUAGGUCUAUGAAACUCGUACACAAAAAAAAUAUUCGUACAGGUUAACUUGAAAUUUUUUUCGGUUGCUUUGCAGAAAUAUUUGUUAAAUGUUUAGGGUGACCACAAUUAUAUUAAAACUUAUUAUUAAAUUAUUAUUAAAACUUUAGCAGUGAUCACAGAGAUAAGGAAAAAAGCAAUCUGCGAUUGUUGCGUGAAAAUUUGUACCUGUUUACACAUACCUGAAUGCACAAGUUGAAUAUUCAGAUAUCGCAGUGCCGCUAUGUCAUAUGUAUGUGGCUAAAGCAUUUUGCUAUAUAUAUACAUAUAUAUAUAUAUAUAUAUAUAUAUAUAUCUUUUACUGCCGUCUGUACUGCCGUGAUGUCGAUGGCAAUAAGAUUUUCGGAUCAAUUAGCUUAAAAUUCUUUUUUAUAUAAUAUGCAGCAAAAUGUGUAUGGAAGAUUAUAUACAAAAUGCAAAUCAUUGAAUAUAAAAAGUGUACAAUAUAUUUACGCUCUAUGAUAUAAAUAUCCAUGUAUAUUUUUAAGAAAUGCGGCAGUUUUUUUACUUGAUGUUAAAUUAUAACUAAUUAUAACAAUAAUAAUAAAUGCAUACCAAACUUUAUUUCUAGCGUUAAUUUCGUAGCUGAAAUGAUAUACGUAAUUAUAUACAGAACUGUAUUUCUGCUUAAGAAUAUACACUAAUGAUAAACAAUUCGUAUGAAUUAUAUAUGUAUUUUUCAUACAGUGUGUAAUUGUAUUGUGUGGAUUGAUAAUUUAUAAUAUUAAUGAUAAUUUAUA